Messenger RNA from Lathyrus oleraceus (garden pea), 1295 nucleotides. RefSeq names its product equilibrative nucleotide transporter 3. Bases 1 to 876 code for a protein of 291 amino acids. Gene Ontology annotation, molecular function: nucleoside transmembrane transporter activity. Gene Ontology annotation, biological process: nucleoside transmembrane transport. The record is from RefSeq and is a predicted model, not a curated record. Gene Ontology annotation, cellular component: plasma membrane. Lineage: Eukaryota; Viridiplantae; Streptophyta; Magnoliopsida; Fabales; Fabaceae. The transcript has 6 exons.
AUGUUUGGUUGCACUGAUGUUGCUGUUUGGCUGCAGCAACAUCGGGUAAAGGAGGGGUUGGAACUUACAUUGCUGUUGCAGUCUUUUCUUGCUGGUGAAGCAGCAUCGGGCGCGCUGACAUCCACUCUGAGGUUAAUUACAAAAGCUGCAUUUGAAAAUUCUCAGGAGGGUCUUCGCAAUGGAGCGAUUCUCUUCUUUUCUAUAUCAACAUUCUUUGUGCUUCUUUGUGUUGUUCUCUAUGGAUUUGUGUAUCCUAAAUUACCAAUUGUGAAGUACUAUCGAUCUAAAGCAGCAUCUGAAGGGUCCAAAACGGUUUCUUUUGACCUUGCUGCAGCUGGCAUCCGUUCGGAAACCGAAGAAUCAAGACAGUUUGAGCGCAAAGAAAAUAAAGAAUUGUUACGGGAAAACAUUGAUUAUGCACUUAAUUUGUUUGUGAUAUAUGGGUUGACAUUGUCCAUAUUCCCUGGAUUCUUAUCAGAAGAUACCGGAAAACACAGUUUAGGCACAUGGUAUGCUCUUGUGUUAAUUACAAUGUACAAUGUGUGGGAUCUUAUCGGAAGAUACAUUCCACUGAUUAAAAUCCUGAAUUUGGAGUCGAGAAAAUUGAUCACUACCGCAUCCAUUUCUCGAUUUUUAUUUAUUCCAGCAUUUUAUUUCACGGCUAAGUAUGGUACUCAGGGUUGGAUGAUAAUGUUGACAUCUUUUCUGGGAUUGUCAAAUGGUUACCUCACUGUUUGUGUUCUCACUUCUGCACCCAAAGGUUACAAGGGACCUGAACACAAUGCCUUGGGAAAUAUCUUGGUAUUGUUUAUUCUUGGAGGUAUUUUUGCUGGGGUAACACUUGACUGGUUGUGGUUAAUAGGCAAAGGAUGGUAAGAUUUUGAUCAAGCUAAAUUAUGGAAAUCAGAGGCCUUACUCACAAACAAAAUGCAGAAUGGAUAGGUUUUGAUCAAUCACGAAACAAAAGAAAUUCAAGCUAAACCAUGUAUACAUUUAGUGCAUCAACAUAUUAAAGUCAUGUGAUAAAUUGCAGAAUGACAAGAAAACACAAACAAUUAUCCUUCCCCCAAAAACUUGGUAUAUGUAAAACAUCUCUCUCCCACUGAGUGCCUGGUAAAAUUGUGUAAUGUAAGUCUUAAAACGAGUGGUGUCAAUUCAUGAUAAAGCUCAAUGUUUGUUCAUAAAUUUGUGUAAUUAAUGUGUACAUUUGUAGUAUAUGUUAUGACUUGUAAAUGUGUACAUAAAUUUGUAUAUAUUUUGAUACAUUUAAGGCAAAAUUGGUUUGAAUUGGUAUA